This is a messenger RNA of Puma concolor (puma), 14856 nucleotides long. The record is from RefSeq and is a predicted model, not a curated record. NCBI's taxonomy places the organism in Eukaryota, Metazoa, Chordata, Mammalia, Carnivora, Felidae.
AUGCUGCUCCCUGCCCUCCUCUUUGGGAUGGCAUGGGCAUUGGCUAACGGGCGGUGGUGCGAGCGGACGGAAACCUUCCUGGUGGAGGAGGAAGUGACCCCCCGCCAGGAGGGCCUGGUGCCUUGCACCAGCCUCUACCAUUACCAGCGCCUGGGCUGGCGACUCGACCUGUCCCGGAGCGGACCUGCAGGGCUCUGUCCCAUCUACAAGCCCCCAGAAACCCGGCCUGCGGCAAGGAACCGGACAGUGACGGCUUGCUGCCCAGGCUGGGGGGGCACACACUGCACUCUGGCCCUUGCAGAAGCCAGCCCUGGGGGCCACUGCUUUGCCACACAGCAGUGCCAGCUGCAGCCAGGCUCAGCUAAUGCAUCUGCGGGAAGCCUGGAGGAGUGCUGUGCUUGGCCUUGGGGACACAGCUGGCGGGAUGGCAGCUCCCAGGCCUGCCUCAGCUGCCCUGGCCGACACCUCCCAGGCAGCGCUCCCUCUCCAGCCUCCCUGCAGCCCCUGGUGGGGGCCGUGGCCCAGUUCUGGAGCCAGCGCCAGCAGCCGGCGGCCACCUGCACCACCUGGUCAGGCUUCCACUACCGAACCUUUGACGGGCGUCACUACCACUUCCUGGGCCGCUGCACUUACCUGCUGGCAGGCGCUGCUGAUUCCACCUGGGCUGUCCACCUCACGCCCAGGGGGCAUUGCCCCCAACCUGGGCACUGUCAGCUGGCCCGGGUAAUGAUGGGACCCGAGGAGGUGCUGAUCCAGGGUAAAAAUGUCUCUGUGAAUGGGCAGCUGAUACCUGAUGGGGAGUCUCGGCUGCUCCAGGGGCUGAGCCUGCAAUGGCAAGGGGACUGGCUGGUGUUGUCGGGGGGCCUGGGGGUCGUUGUGCAGCUGGACAGGUCCGGUUCAGUCUCCGUUUCUGUGGACUACGAGCUCCAGGGACAAACUCAAGGUCUCUGUGGGGUCUACAGUGGCCGGCCUGAGGAUGACUUCCUGGAGCCAGGAGGGAGACUGGCUGUGUUAGCUGCCACCUUUGGGAAUUCCUGGAGGCUCCCUGACUCAGAGCCUGGGUGUCUGGAUGCAGUGGAAGCGGCCCAGGGCUGUGAGGACCCCGUGAGAGGCACAGAGGCAGGCAUGGAGGCUGGCCAGCUGGAGGCUGAAGCCCAGGAUGUGUGCCACCAGCUGCUGGAGAGUCCAUUCAGGGAAUGCCAUGCUCAGGUCCCCCCUGCUGAGUACCACCAGACCUGCCUCUUUGCCUACUGUUCUGGGGCCCCAGCAGGCAGUGGGCGCGAGAGCCGGCGGGAGGCCGUGUGCACCACUUUGGCCAACUAUGCCCAAGAGUGUGCCAAGCACCAUAUCCACGUGGGCUGGAGGAAGCCAGGCUUCUGCGAGCGCCUGUGCCCUGGGGGCCAGCUGUAUUCUGACUGCGCCUCGGCCUGCCCGCCCAGCUGCUCGGCAGUGGGCGAGGGAGGGGAGGGGUCCUGCCAGGAAGCGUGCGUGAGCGGCUGCGAGUGCCCGCCUGGCCUCUUCUGGGACGGCGCCCUCUGUGUCCCUGCGGCCCGCUGCCCCUGCUACCACCGGCGCCAGCGCUACGCCCCUGGGGACACAGUGCGCCAGCUCUGCAACCCGUGCGUGUGCCAGGACGGCCGCUGGCUCUGCGCGCAGGCGCAGUGCCCCGCCGAGUGCGCGGUGGGCGGGGACGGGCAUUACGUCACCUUCGAUGGGCGGAGCUUCUCCUUCCGCGGCAGCCCAGGUUGCCGCUCCAGCCUGGUGCAGGACUUCUCCAAGGGGCAGCUGCUGAUUGUGCUGGAGCAUGGGGCCUGUGACGCUGGAAGCUGCCUCCACGCCAUCUCUGUCUCCCUGGGGGACACCCACAUCCAGCUCAGAGACUCAGGGGCCGUCCUGGUGGAUGGGCAGGAUGUGGGCUUGCCAUGGAGUGGGCCUAAGGGCCUCAGUGUCUCCCGAGCCUCCUCCACCUUCCUACUGCUGCGCUGGCCCGGGGCCCAGGUCCUCUGGGGAGUGUCUGACCCUGCAGCUUACAUCACUCUGGACCCGCGCCAUGCCCACCAGGUGCAGGGUCUGUGCGGCACCUUCACCUGGAACCAGCAGGAUGACUUCCUGACACCCGCUGGCGAUGUGGAGACCAGCGUUGCAGCCUUUGCUAGCAAGUUCCGGGUGGCAGGCGAGGGAAGGUGCCCCUCAGAAGACAGCGCCCCACUUCCCCCCUGCAGCACCCACUCUCAGCGCCAUGUUUUUGCCGAGGCAGCUUGUGCCGUCCUGCAUGGCCCAACUUUCCAGGAGUGCCAAGGGCUGGUGGACAGGGAACUGUUCCACCUGCGCUGCUUGGCAGCCGUGUGUGGCUGUGCUCCUGGCAAGGACUGCCUGUGUCCUGUGCUUGCUGCCUUGGCUCGUCGCUGUGCCCGGGAGGGUGUCCCGUCUCUCUGGAGGACCCAGACACUCUGCCCUGUCCUGUGUCCCGGGGGCCAGGAGUACCAGGAGUGUGCCCCGGCGUGUGGUCAAAACUGUGGGGAGCCAGAAGACUGUGGGGAGCUGGGCAGCUGUGUGGCUGGGUGUAACUGCCCCCCAGGGCUGCUAUGGGACCCCGAAGGCGAGUGCGUGCCCCCCAACUUGUGCUCCUGCCAGCUUGGAACUCAACGCUAUGCUCCCGGCAGUGCCACCAUGAGGGACUGCAACCACUGUGUCUGCCAGGAGAGGGGCCUCUGGAAUUGCACUGCUCACCGCUGUGGCCCCCAGCGGACCUUCUGCCCCCGUGAGCUUGUCUAUGUCCCUGGUGCCUGCCUCCUUACCUGUGACAACCUGCGUGCCAACCGUUCCUGCCCCCCGGACAGCACAGGGAGCUGUGUCUGUCCCCCAGGCACCGUGCUGCUGAACGAACGCUGUGUGCCUCCUGAGCUCUGUCCCUGCCGUCACGGCGGGCAGUGGUACCCGCCCAACGCCACCAUCCAGGAGGAUUGCAACAUCUGUGUGUGCCAGGGUCGGCAGUGGCACUGCACGAGCCGCCAGUGCCGUGGAUGGUGCCAGGCAUCGGGUGCCCCCCACUAUGUGACAUUCGACGGGCUGGCUUUCACCUUCCCUGGAGCCUGUGAAUAUUUGCUGGUGCGAGAGGCCAGCGGCCAGUUCACAGUCUCAGCCCAGAACCUGCCCUGUGGGGCCAGUGGCCUCACCUGCACCAAGGCACUGACCGUGCAACUACAGAGCACCGUUGUGCACAUGCUCAGAGGCCGAGCAGUGAUGGUGAAUGGGGCGAGCAUAACACUCCCCAAGGUCUACACGGGCCCUGGGCUGAGCCUGCGUCGUGCUGGUCUCUUCCUGCUACUCACAACCCGCCUGGGCUUCAGCCUGUUCUGGGAUGGAGGCACCCGGGUCCUGGUGCAGCUGUCCCCGCACUUCCGGGGCCGUGUGUCUGGUCUGUGUGGGGACUUUGAUGGAGAUGCCAGUAAUGACCUGCGGAGCCGCCAGGGGGUCCUGGAACCCACAGCUGAGCUGGCUGCCCACUCCUGGCACCUGAAUCCUCUCUGCCCUGAGCCAGGAGAGCUGCCACACCCCUGCACCGUGAACGCCCACCGGGCCAGCUGGGCCCACGCCCGCUGCGGGGUGAUGCUGCAGUCGCUCUUUGCCCGGUGCCAUGCAGAGGUGCCCCCACAGCAGCACUACGAGCGGUGUGUGCAUGAUGCCUGCGGCUGUGAUUCGGGGGGUGACUGUGAGUGUCUCUGCUCGGCCAUUGCCACGUAUGCAGAUGAGUGUGCCCGGCAUGGGCUCUUUGUGCGCUGGCGCAGCCAGGAGCUCUGCCCUUUGCAGUGUGAAGGGGGCCAGGUGUAUGAGGCCUGUGGCCCCAUAUGCCCCCCCACCUGCCAUGACCAUGGUCCUGAACCUGGGUGGCACUGCCAGGCUGUCGCCUGCGUGGAGGGCUGCUUCUGCCCCGAGGGGACUCUGCUCCAUGGAGGAGUCUGCCUAGAACCAGCUUCCUGCCCCUGUGAGUCAGGGGGCAGCUUUUUUCCCCCGGGGACUGUGCAGCAGAAGGACUGUGGGAACUGCACAUGCCAGGAAAGUCAGUGGCUUUGCGGGAGUGGCAGGACCCGCUGUGAGGAGCCGGUGCCCGGCUGUGUGGAGGGAGAGGCCCCGUGCCAGGAGAGUGGGCACUGUGUGCCCCACGGGUGGCUUUGUGACAACCAGGAUGACUGUGGCGAUGGCUCGGACGAGGAGGGCUGUGCCACCCCAGGCUGUGGGGAGGGCCAGAUGUCUUGCAGCUCCGGCCGCUGCCUGCCCCUGGCCCUGCUCUGUGACGGGCGGGACGACUGUGGAGAUGGGACGGAUGAGCAGGGCUGCCCGUGCCCCCACGACUCGCUGGCCUGUGCUGAUGGGCGCUGCCUGCCCCCCGCCCUGCUCUGUGACGGACAUCCCGACUGUCCCGACGCUGCCGAUGAGGAGGCCUGUCUGGGGCAGCUGAAUUGCACUCCUGGGGAGGUGUCCUGUGUUGAUGGCACCUGCGUGGGGGCCAUCCUGCUGUGUGACGGAACCUGGGACUGCCCAGAUGGAGCCGAUGAGGGACCCGGGCACUGCCCCUUCCUUUCGCUGCCCACUCCCCCGGCUGGCACUUUGCCGGGCCCCUCCGCUGGCUCUGGGAGACUGCACCAACUCCCCUGGCCAGUGCCAGCCCUGGUGACGCCCCCCUGCGGCCCCCUCGAGUUUCCGUGCGGCAGCGGCGAGUGCGCCCCGCGGGGCUGGCGCUGCGACCGCUCCACCCAGCUGCCCCCCUGCGGUGGCCUCUUCUCCUGUGGUUUGGCUCCCCAGCUGUGCCUGAGCCCUGAGAAGCUCUGUGAUGGAAUCUCUGACUGUUCCCAGGGCGAGGAUGAGCUGGGCUGCAGUAUGGACAGGGUUCCCCUGAUGAAGGCCAAGGCUGAGGGGAUGACAGCCCCAGGAGGCCCCAACGGGACAAGGGUUCCCUGCCCGGAAUACUCCUGCCCUGAUGGCCUGUGCAUAGGUUUCCAGCUGGUGUGUGACGGUCAGCCUGACUGUGAAUUGGCAGGGACAGCAGGGCCUUCCCCAGAAGAGCAGGGCUGUGGGGCCUGGAGCCCCUGGGACCCGUGGGGGCCAUGCAGCAGGACGUGUGGGCCUGGGGUGCAGGCCCGGAGCCGCCGCUGCUCCCCACCUAGUCUCCCGGUGCUGCAGCACUGCCCAGGCCCUGAGCACCAGACUCAGGCCUGCUUCACGGCCGCCUGUCCCGUGGAUGGUGAAUGGACCUCUUGGUCUCCCUGGUCCCCGUGCUCCGAGCCAUGCACGGGCACCAUGACCCGGCAGCGGCAGUGUCACCCACCCCAGAAUGGGGGCCGGACCUGCGCCACGCUGCCCGGGGGCCCUCACGCCACCCACCAGACCAGGCCCUGCCCUCGGGACGGCUGCCUCAAUGCCACCUGCUCCGGGCAGCUGGUGUACUGGCCCUGUGCUCCCUGUCCUCUGACUUGCGAUGAAGUCUCUGGUCGGGCUGUGUGCUCGGCUGACCAGCCCUGCAGCAGCCCAGGCUGCUGGUGCCCUGCCGGACAGGUGCUGGGCAGUGAGGGGCAGUGUGUGUGGCCCCGGCAGUGCCCCUGCCUGGUGGAUGGCACGCGCUACUGGCCUGGGCAGCGCAUCAAAGCCAGCUGCCAGCUGUGCAUCUGCCAGGAUGGGCGUCCCCAACGCUGUCGGCCCGAUCCAGAUUGUGCUGUGAACUGUGGCUGGUCAUCCUGGUCCCCCUGGGCUGAGUGCCUGGGCCCCUGCGGGAGCCAGAGCAUCCAGUGGUCCUUCCGGAGCCCCAACAACCCCCGCCUCUCGGGCCAAGGUCGCCAGUGCCGGGGCAUCCACCGCAAGGCCCGCAGGUGCCAGACGGAGCCGUGUGAGGGCUGUGAGCAGCGGGGCCGGGUCCGCAGCGUAGGGGAGCGCUGGCGAGAGGGCCCCUGCGGAGUCUGCCAGUGUCUGCACAACAGCACCGUGCGCUGCUCUCCCUACUGCCCACUGGGCGGCUGCCCCCAGGACUGGGUCCUGGUGGAGGGAAUGGGAGACUCGUGUUGCCACUGUGCCCUCCCUGGUGAGAACCAGACGAUCCUCACCAUGGCCACUCCUGCCCCUUCUCCAGUCCUCAGUCCCCAGAUCGGACCCCGUCUGGUCACCUAUGUUCUGCCUCCACCUGGAGACCCCUGCUAUUCUCCGCUGGGCCUGGCGGGACUCCCCAGGGAAAACCUGCAGCUGGAGCUCCCCACCCAGGCUGCCCUCUUGGGGGCUCCCACCAGGGGGCCUGGCUAUCGGGGCGGGAGCACGAUCCAGAACACUCGCAAUCAGCGGCACACUCUGCCCCCCUACCUGCAGCUGGACCUGCUGCUGCCCAGGAACCUCACUGGUCAGUGCGGUGGGGGCGGGCUUUUCCUUAAGAACCUGGAUGAAGUGGCCCCCACAGUGUGGAUGUUUGGCCAGAUGGUGCAGACUCAGCAUGUCCGGGUGUGGCCCCGUGUCCCCCACAGUGACACCAACCACAGCACCUCCCCGUGGGUGGAGCUGCUGGGCUGUGAGCCAGUGUCCCCGCUGGUGGUGCCCCUGUGCCCAGGGGCUGGGCACCGCUGUGCCAGUGGUGAGUGUGCCCCAAGGGGAGGCCCGUGCGAUGGCGUGAAGGACUGUGAAGAUGGCUCUGAUGAAGAGGGCUGUGUGCCCCUGCCCACAGACACUGGCAGGUACGGGUGCCCAGCUCAGCCUUGGAGGGGGGAGCUGGAGGGCCUCACCUCUCUCCUUCCUGCACCCACAGGGAAGGGGCCAGUGACUCAGGUCCCAGACUCCGAGGCUCCUCGCUUGAGUCCUAGGGAAUCUGUGCAGACCAUGACCACCCCCCCCACCUCCCAGCCUGAGGCCAAGGCCCUGAGACCAGGAACGACAGCCAUGACAGAGCUCCCCCUGCACCCCAUGAGUCCAGUGGCCCCUGCUGGCCAGAGUGUCGCCCCGCCACCCUUCCCACCUGUGCAGUGUAGCCCAGGCCAGGUGCCCUGUGAGGUGCUGGGCUGUGUGGAGCGGGAGCAGCUGUGUGAUGGGAGGGAGGACUGUCUGGACGGCUCCGAUGAGAGGCGCUGUGCGAGCGCCGCGCCCUUCCUGGUGCCCACCACGGCCCUGCCUGGGCUGCCGGCCUCGAAAGCCCUCUGCUCCCCGAGCCAGCUGAGCUGCGAUAGUGGGGAGUGCCUGCCGGCCGAGCGACGCUGUGACCUGCGGCCUGACUGCCAGGACGGCUCUGACGAGGACGGCUGUGUGGACUGUGGGCUGGCGCCCUGGUCUGGCUGGAGCAGCUGCAGCCGCAGUUGUGGGCUGGGCCUCGCCUUCCAGCGCCGGGACCUGCUGCGGCCUCCCCUGCCUGGGGGCACCUGCCCGUCUGACAGGCUCCGCAGCCAGCCCUGCUUCGUGCAGGCCUGCCCAGUGGCUGGGGUGUGGGCUGUGUGGGAGGCCUGGGGGCCCUGCAGCGUCUCCUGUGGGGGUGGCCACAGAAGUCGGAGGAGGAGCUGCGUGGAUCCUCCGCCCAAGAAUGGUGGUGCUCCCUGCCCUGGGGCCUCCCAAGAGCGGGCACCCUGUGGCUUGCAGCCCUGCACGGGUGACACAGACUGUGGGCUGGGCCGUGUUCACAUCAGUGCUGAGCUGUGCCAGAAGGGGCUGGUGCCACCAUGUCCGCCGUCCUGCUUGGAUCCUGAGGCCAACAGAACAUGCAGUGGACGCUGUCUGGAAGGAUGCCGCUGCCCCCCUGGGCUUCUCCUCCAUGAUGGCCGCUGCCUGCCCCUCUCUGAGUGCCCUUGCCUGGUGGGCGAAGAGGUGAAGCAGCCGGGGGUGCCCUUCCUCCUGGACAACUGUAGCCGCUGCGUGUGCGAGAAAGGGGCCCUGGUGUGCGAGCCCGGGGGCUGCCCUGUGUCCUGUGGCUGGUCAGCUUGGUCCUCCUGGGGUCCCUGUGACCGCUCCUGUGGCUCUGGAGUGCGAACUCGGUUCAGGUCCCCUUCCAACCCUCCGGCUGCUUCUGGGGGUGCCCCGUGUGAAGGCAACAGGCAGGAGCUGCAGGCCUGCCACGUGGAAUGUGGGACAGAGUCGCUGGGCUGGACGCUCUGGGAGCCCUGGUCUUCCUGCUCCAGGAGCUGCCUUACCCUUGGAGGAGGCCCUGGGUGGCGCAGUCGUUCCCGGCUCUGCCCCAGCCCCGGUGACACCUCCUGCCCAGGAGAAGCCACCCAGGAGGAGCCCUGCAGCCCCCCUGUGUGCCCAGCGCAAAGCAUCUGGGGUCUGUGGGCUCCCUGGUCCACCUGCUCAGCCCCCUGUGAUGGGGGCAUCCAGAUUCGUGGGCGCAGCUGCUCCGGCUCCACCCCUGGGGACCCCGAGUGCCAGGGACCUCACAGCCAGACCAGGGACUGCAACACGCGGCCCUGCACAGGUGCCAACCUCCCCCUAACCCUUGCCGUUCUCUACCCAGCCACGUCCAGCCAGCCCCCCGGGGAUUUUGACCUCUCUCCACCCCACCUUCUCACAUCACUGACCUCUGGCUCCAGGUACAUAGAGCUCCAAGGGGCGGGGCCUGAUGGUGGCCAUGAUGGGUCCUCUUUCUGCAGCACCUGUAUCUCCGGUGAGAUGGUGUGCACCUCAGAGCCCUGCCCAGUGGCCUGUGGUUGGAGCCCCUGGACCCCCUGGAGUCUCUGCAGCCACAGCUGCAACGUGGGCAUUCGGCGGCGCUUCCGGGCGGGCACCGCACCCCCAGCUGCCUUUGGGGGUGCUGCGUGCCAGGGCCCCAAUAUGGAGGCCGAAUUCUGCAGCCUGCGGCCAUGUCGGGGUCCUCGUGGGGAGUGGGGCCCCUGGUCUCCGUGCUCCGUGCCCUGCGGCGGUGGCUACCGGAACCGCACCCGAGGCAGUGGCCCGCACAGCCUUGUGGACUUCUCCACCUGUGGUCUGCAGCCCUGUGCAGGGCCGGUGCCUGGCGUGUGUCCCGGGGGCCAGCGGUGGCUGGACUGUGCCCAGGGCCCUGCCUCGUGUGCAGAGCUCAGUGUCCUGCAAGGGGCUGACCAGACCUGCCACCCUGGCUGUUACUGUCCACCUGGGACGUUCCUGCUGAACAACGUGUGUGUGCCCUCCCAGGACUGCCCCUGUGCCCAUGGGGGGCGCCUUUAUCCCCCGGGCAGCGUGGUGCUUCGUCCGUGUGAGAACUGCUCCUGUGUUUCUGGGCUCAUCACCAACUGCACCUCCUGGCCCUGUGAGGAGGGUCAGCCCGUGUGGUCCCCCUGGACCCCGUGGAGCGAGUGCUCGGCCUCCUGUGGCCCUGCCCGACGCCACCGGCACCGUUUCUGCACCAGGCCCCCCACAGCGGAACCAUCCAUCCUGGGGCUGCCGUCCCCACUGACCUUGCCUACGCCUCUUUGCCCAGGCUCCGAUGCUGAGGAAGAGCACUGCCUCCUGGCAGCAUGUGACCGAGCUGGGGGCUGGGGUCCUUGGGGGCCCUGGUCCAGCUGUAGCCGGAGCUGUGGGGGGGGCCUGCGGAGCCGGAUGCGAGCCUGUGACCAGCCCCCACCCCAGGGCCUGGGGGAUUACUGCGAGGGGCCUCGGGCCCAGGGAGAGGCCUGCCAGGCCCUGCCAUGCCCAGUGACCAACUGCACCACCAUUCAAGGGGCUGAGUACAGCCCCUGUGGCCCUCCCUGUCCUCGCUCCUGUGACGAUCUCGUGCACUGCGUGUGGCACUGCCAGCCCGGCUGUUACUGCCCUCCAGGCCAGGUGCUGAGUGCUGACGGGGACUUCUGCGUGCAGCCCAGCCACUGUGGCUGCCUGGACCUGCUGAGUGGGGAGCGACACCGCUCAGGAGCUCGGCUGCUGAGGCCUGAUGGCUGCAACUACUGCACCUGUUCAGAGGGGAGGCUGAGCUGCACAGACCUGCCUUGCCCAGUGCCUGGUGGCUGGUGCCCAUGGUCGGAGUGGACGGCGUGCUCCCAGCCCUGCAGGGGCCAGACGAGGACCCGCUCCAGGGCCUGUGCUUGCCCCGCCCCUCAGCACGGGGGCGCCCCAUGUCCCGGGGAAGCAGGGGAGGCAGGGGCCCAGCAUCAGAAGGAGACCUGCCCCAGCUCGCCCGAGUGCCCAGUGGACGGAGCCUGGAGCCCAUGGGGACUGUGGUCUUCCUGUGACGCGUGCCUGGGGCAGUCCCAUCGGAGCCGGGUGUGUAUCUGGCCCCCCACCCCCGAGGGAGGCAGGCCCUGCCCUGGGGGCCACAGGCAGAGUCGCCCCUGCCAGGACAAUUCCACAAAAUGCACAGAGUGUGGGGGUGGCCAGGGUCUUCUCCCCUGUGGGCGGCCCUGUCCCCGCUCCUGUCAGGACCUGUCUCCCGGGAGUGCGUGCCAGCCGGGCUCGACGGGCUGCCAGCCCAGCUGCGGGUGCCCCCCUGGCCGGCUGUUCCAGGACGGCCUCUGUGUGCCUCCUGCCCUCUGCCGCUGCCAGUACCAGCCUGGAGCCAUGGGGAUCCCUGAGAACCAGAGCCGGUCAGCAGGGUCUGGGCUCAGCUCCUGGGAGAGCCUGGAACCCGGAGAGAUGGUGACCGGGCCCUGUGACAACUGCACCUGUAUGGAGGGCGUCCUGCAGUGCCAGGAGGUGCCCAGCUGCCCUGGGCCUGGAGUGUGGGGCUCCUGGGGCCCCUGGGAGGACUGCAGUGUUUCUUGCGGGGGAGGGGAGCAGCUCCGCUCCCGGAGGUGCGCCCGGCCCCCCUGCCCUGGGCCUGCCCGCCAGAGCCGCACCUGCCGCACCCAGGUCUGCAGAGAGGCUGGCUGCCCAGCUGGACGUUUGUACCGGGAAUGCCGGCCCGGCGAGGGGUGUCCCUUCUCCUGUGCCCACGUCACUCGCCAGGUGGGCUGCUUCUCCACCGGCUGUGAAGAAGGCUGCCACUGCCCUGAAGGCACCUUCCAGCACCACCUGUCCUGUGUCCAGGAGUGCCCCUGUGUGCUGACCGCCUUGCUGCUGCAGGAGCUGGGGGCUGCCGGCACUGACCCGGGGGCUCACUCACCCAUUUUGGGAGAGGGCGGUCAGCCCCUUGGGCCUGGAGAUGAACUGGGCUCAGGCCAGACCCUCCGUACAGGCUGUAGCAACUGCUCUUGUGUGCAUGGGAGGCUGUCUUGUUCAGUGGGCAACUGCUCUAAGGCCGCUGAUGGCUUCAGUCCCUGGGGGCCGUGGGGCCCGUGUUCCCGCUCCUGUGGUGGGCUGGGCACCCGCACCCGCAGCCGCCGGUGUUUGCAGGCCUCACUCGCCCCGGGCAGCCAGGGCUGCCGAGGGACCCUCCAGGAGCUCAAGUACUGCCCCAGCCCAGACUGCCCAGGGGCUGAAGGGUCCACGGUGGAGCCAGUGACCAGCCUUCCAGGCGGCUGGGGCCCAUGGUCGCCGUGGUCCCCAUGUUCUCGCACCUGCACAGACCCCACUCACCCUGCUUGGCGUGGCCGCGCUCGCCUCUGCCUGGCAAACUGCACCGGGGGGGACACUUCACAGGAGCGCCCUUGCAACCUGCCCUCCUGCACAGAGCUGCCCCUGUGCCCCAGCCCUGGCUGCAUGGCCGGGAACUGUUCCUGGACGGCCUGGGCCCCGUGGGAACCUUGCUCCCGAAGCUGCGGGGUGGGCCAGCAGCGCCGGCUGCGGGCAUACCACCCCCCGGGGCCCGGCGGGCACUGGUGCCCUGACAUCCUCACCGCUUACCAGGAGCACCGCUUCUGCAGCCUGCGGGCUUGCCCAGUGCCUGGAGGCUGGUCACGCUGGAGCCCCUGGUCCUGGUGUGACCGGAGCUGUGGGGGGGGCUGGUCCCUGAGGAGCCGCAGCUGCUCGAGCCCCCCGCCCAAGAACGGGGGUGCCCCCUGCGUGGGGGAGAGGCACCACGUGCGGCUCUGCAAUCCCGGGCCCUGUGAGCAGGGCUGCCCAGCGGGCAUGGAGAUGGUCAGCUGUGCCAACCGCUGCCCCCGCCGCUGCUCAGACCUCCAGGAGGGGGUCGUGUGUCAGGACGGCCAGGCCUGCCAGCCGGGCUGCCGCUGCUCCGAGGGCUUCCUGGAGCAGGACGGAGGCUGUGUGCCGAUCGGGCACUGCGAGUGUACGGAUGCCCAGGGCCACAGCUGGGCCCCAGGGAGCCAGCACCGGGAAGCCUGCCGCACCUGCACCUGCCGGGCCGGGCGGCUUUCCUGCACGGCUCAGCCCUGCCCACCGCCUGCCCACUGCGCCUGGAGCCGCUGGUCAGCCUGGAGUCCCUGCAGCCACUCGUGUGGGCCCGGAGGGCAGCAGAGCCGCUUCCGGUCCUCCACGUCUGGCUCAUGGGCUCCAGAGUGCCGGGAGGAGCAGUCCCAGAGCCGGCCCUGCUCUCAGCCCCCAUGCCCACCCCUGUGCCUGCACGGUGCCCGCCUCCACACCUUGGGGGACAGCUGGCUGCAGGGCGAGUGCCAGCAGUGGCCCAGAAGGUCUGGCCCACCUCUCGUUGUGGCCACCCUCUCCAUCUCUGCCCCCCUGGCUCCCAUCUGCCAACCUCUGGAGCACCUGCCAGGCCCCUCGCUCCCCGCAGGCCCUAUCCUCCGUGCAGCUACCUGGCUCUCCAAGCCCCGACCAUCACGACCCUUCCCUAGAGACAGCCACAGGGGCCGAGUGGGCGCUAGACGGGGCAGCACUGAGGACAGUUGCACACCUCCCUUUGAGUUCCAGGCCUGUGGCUCCCCCUGUGCCGGGCUCUGUGCCACGCACCUGAGCCGUCGGCUCUGCCAGGACCUGCCACCCUGCCAGCCUGGCUGCUACUGCCCUGAGGGGCUGCUGGAACAGGCUGGGGGCUGCAUUCCCCCAGAGCAGUGUAGCUGCCUACACAUCACAGGAGAAGGAGCCAGGGUGACUCUGGCUCCCGGGGACCGCCUGCAGCUGGGCUGCAAAGAGUGUGAAUGCUGGCGUGGGGAGCUGAAGUGCACCAGCCAGGGCUGUCAAGGUCUUCUGCCUCUGAGCGGGUGGUCCGAGUGGUCACCCUGUGGGCCUUGCCUGCCCCCUGGUGUGCUGGCCCCCGCCUCCAGGACUGCCCUAGAGGAGCGCCGGUCUCAGCACCCAGCUGGCCUCUCCCCGACCUUGUCCCCCUUGCUGGCUUCGGAGCAGCACCGCCAUCGCCUCUGUUUGGACCCGGAGACUGGGAGGCCAUGGGAUGGGGACCCAGACCUGUGCAUUGCACCACUCAGCCAGCAACGCCUCUGCCUGGACCCUAGGGCCUGCCAUGACUUAUGCCAGUGGAGUCCUUGGGGGCCCUGGAGCCCCUGCCAGGUGUCGUGCAGUGGGGGCUUCCGGCUACGCUGGAGGGAGGCAGGGGGCCCCCCUGGAGGAGGCUGCUGGGGGCCUUGGGCUCAGACUGAGAGCUGCAACGUGGAGCCCUGCCCAGGGGAGAGCUGUGAAGCCCAGGACACCGUGCCCACCCUUGACUGUGCCAACCAGUGCCCUAGAAGCUGUGUGGAUCUCUGGGACCGCGUGCAGUGUCUGCAGGGACCAUGCCGUCCAGGCUGCCGCUGCCCCCCUGGCCAACUGGUGCAGGAUGGGCGCUGUGUGCCCAUCUCCUCCUGCCGCUGUGGCCUCCCCAGCCCCAAUGCCUCAUGGGUGGUGGUCCCAGACGAGGUGGUACAGCUGGACUGCAAAAACUGCACCUGUACCAACGGGUCCCUGGUGUGCCCACACCAUGAGUGCCCAGUCCUUGGGCCUUGGUCAGCCUGGAGCAGCUGCUCUGCUCCCUGUGGUGGGGGCAGCAUGGGGCGACGUAGGAGCUGUGAGGAGGGUCCUAUGGGGGCGCCAUGCCAGGCCCAGGACACAGAGCAGCGGCAGGAAUGUAACCCGCAGCCCUGCCCUGAGUGCCCGCCUGGCCAGGUGCCCAGUGCCUGUGCCGCUUCGUGCCCACACCUCUGCUCGCAUCUGCAGCCUGGUGCCCUCUGUGCACAGGAACCCUGCCAGCUUGGCUGUGGCUGCCCCGGAGAGCAGCUGCUGCACAAUGGCACGUGCGUGUCCCCUGCGGCGUGCCCCUGCACCCAGAUCUCUCUGCCCUGGGGCCUUACCUUGACUCUUGAAGAACAGGCCCGGGAGCUUCCCCCAGGAACUGUACUCACCUGGAACUGCACGCGCUGUAUCUGCCAAGAUGGAGCCUUCAACUGCUCCCCAGCUGACUGUCGUGAGUGCCCCUCCGGGGAAAUGUGGCAGCAGGUGGCCCCUGGGGAGCCAGGGCCCUGCGAGCGGACGUGCCGGGAGCCCAAUGCCACGGAGACCCAGGGCAGCUGCGGUGUGGGGCAGGCCCCAGGCUGUGUGUGCCAGCACGGACACUUCCGCAGCCAGGCGGGCCCCUGCGUGCCCAUAGACCACUGCGAGUGCUGGCACCAUGGGCGUCCCCACCCGCCUGGAUCCGAAUGGCAGGAGGCCUGUGAGAGCUGCCGCUGCCUCCGUGGGAGGAGUGUCUGCACCCAGCACUGCCCCCUCCUCACCUGUGCCCAGGGCGAGGUGACCGUGCAGGAACCAGGGAGCUGCUGUCCCACUUGCCGCCGAGAGGCUCCGGAGGGGCAGGCAGCCUCCUGCCGGCAUCUCACGGAGCUGCGCAACGUCACCAAGGGCGCCUGCUACCUGGACCAGGUGGAAGUGAGCUACUGCAGUGGGCACUGCCCAUCCAGCAUCAGCGUCAUGCCUGAGGAGCCUUACCUGCAGAGCCAGUGCGACUGCUGCAGCUACAGCCUGGACCCCGAGAACCCUGUGCGGGUCCUGCACCUGCGCUGUCCCGACGACCACGCGGAGCCCGUGGUGCUGCCGGCCAUCCGCAGCUGCCAGUGCAGCGCCUGCCAGGGAGGUGAUUUCUCAAAGCACUGA